Stegastes partitus (bicolor damselfish) is the source of this 1133-nucleotide messenger RNA. RefSeq names its product calcium and integrin-binding family member 2-like. Bases 82 to 645 code for a protein of 187 amino acids. Gene Ontology annotation, biological process: calcium ion homeostasis. The transcript is spliced from 6 exons. Gene Ontology annotation, molecular function: calcium ion binding; magnesium ion binding. Gene Ontology annotation, cellular component: stereocilium; cell periphery; cytoplasm. The record is from RefSeq and is a predicted model, not a curated record. Lineage: Eukaryota; Metazoa; Chordata; Actinopteri; Pomacentridae.
GCAGGCGGCCGUGAAGCGACCUCGGAGCGGCGCAGUGCUGCAGUGUGAUGCGGCGGUGUGACGGAGCAUCCUCCGGCCAGGAUGGGCAACAAGCAGACAACCUUCACCGACGAGCAGCUGGAGGCGUUUCAGGACUGCACCUUCUUCACCCGGAAGGAGAUCCUGCGGUUACAUGGUCGAUAUCGUGAACUGGCUCCACAUCUGGUUCCGCUGGACUACACCAACAACCCCGACAUCAGAGUGCCGCUGACGCUCAUCGUCACCAUGCCGGAGCUGAAGGAGAACCCGUUCAGGGACCGGAUUGUGGAGACGUUUUCCGAGGACGGACAGGGGAACCUCAGCUUCAAUGACUUCGUCGACAUGUUUUCUGCUCUCUGUGAAACUUCACCACGAGAGCUCAAGACCAUCUACGCCUUCAAGAUCUACGACUUCAACAGGGACAACUUCAUCUGUAAGGACGACCUGCAGAAAACCCUGAACAAGCUGACGGAGGGCGAGCUGACGGAGGACGAGGUCACGCUGGUGUGUGAUAAAGCCAUCGAGGAGGCCGACCUGGACGGAGACAGUAAACUGUCCUUCGCCGACUUCGAGAACAUGAUCUCCAAAGCUCCUGACUUCCUCAGUAACUUCCACAUCAGGAUAUGAGGCCUCCCAGCUGAGAUCCUGCAGAGCACAGAUGUCUCACUCCUCCCUGUUUCCACCUGAACCUCAGACCACCUCGACUCAGUGCCUGUCCUUUCCACCGCCGGCGGAGAGUCUUCUUCUUCUUCCUGCAGAGCUGAGAGCUGGACAGGUGGACGGUGUCAUGGAGGACGACGUCUCCGAGGACGACUCAGAACAGGGCUUUAGGACUUCAGUGCUUUGAAACAUGGAUUCCUGUGAAAGCACACCUCUAAAGGGCAAACAGAGAAGAGCUAUGCAAUCUUUGUUCCUGCAUGUUGUGAGCUGCUUCUAGCUGGUGAGUUUGUACCUCUGGUUUAGUGAAGCGUUCUGGUGCAUAAUGACAAUCAUAGUAAACUGUAGCUCAGUUGAUGGAAGGGCUCUGUCAUCUCACCUGUCAGCCGGCUUUGAUAAACCAAUAACUUCAAGACAAAAUGUUUUCUGGCUAGAAUCAAAUAAAAUGUUUUUCUGUC